AGGGCGUGUGGCGCCCCCAGGUGCGCCGGCCUCCGCCUCGGCGCCACCAUUUUGUGUGAGGGAAUGCCGGUCUUCGCUCGCCUCCGCCGCGGGCCGGUUCGCAGCUGCGGCUUGCCGCCCCCUCCCCUCGCCCUCUCCCCACCUGGAUGCUUGGCGUGCGAGCUGAUUGCUUUGGCUUGGGGAGACGCGGACUCGGGGAGGUGUGGAACUUCAGCGUUUAGACUCGGUUCACCCGACCAGGUGGCCUCCAGAGAUGCUCUGACCGCCUUCCUUUACCUGUAACUACUUUUGGAACAGAUAUUGUAUGAUUCUCCCUCCUCUGGAAUGCUGGUCGUUGCAGUUUUGUCCUAAUUGUGUUCUCAGCUCUCCAUUAUGCCAUUUUUCAAGAGGCCUGUGCCUCAGGAGGUGAAGCCUUGAACCCUGGGUUGUUUAUGGUUCGGGGGUCUGGAUUACACUGACUCCCAUGACUGUCCUUGGGGAGAAAGGAUGAAGCAUCUCACUGGCUUUUCAGCGUCUGGGAAGCGGCGUGGGUAUCGUAUCGGGUGGAUUCGAAGAUAACCACCUGAUGCAGGUCACCCUCCCCCGCUGGGAGAGCCGUUCCUAACGUAAAUUAAAACAGGAUGGCAUUCCCUGUGGAUAUGCUGGAAAAUUGCAGCCAUGAGGAAUUGGAAAAUUCUGCUGAAGAUUACAUGUCAGAUUUAAGGUGUGGGGACCCUGAAAAUCCAGAGUGUUUUUCUCUUCUCAAUAUUACGAUUCCUAUUAGCCUGUCAAAUGUAGGCUUUGUACCUCUUUAUGGUGGAGAUCAGACCCAGAAAAUUCUUGCUCUCUUUGCACCUGAAGAUUCACUGACAGCUGUGGCACUUUACCUUGCUGAUCAGUGGUGGGCUAUUGAUGAUAUUGUGAAAACAUCUGUUCCUUCAAGAGAGGGGCUUAAGCAGGUGAGCACUCUUGGGGAGAGAGUGGUUCUGUAUGUUCUGAAUCGAAUUAUUUAUAGAAAACAGGAAAUGGAGAGAAAUGAGAUCCCAUUCCUGUGUCAUAGCAGUACUGAUUAUGCUAAGAUUCUGUGGAAGAAAGGAGAGGCCAUUGGGUUUUAUUCAGUUAAGCCUACAGGAAGCAUAUGUGCCUCUUUUCUUACCCAAAGUUACCAAUUGCCAGUUCUUGAUACAAUGUUUCUAAGAAAGAAAUACAGAGGUAAAGAUUUUGGGCUUCACAUGCUGGAGGACUUUGUUGAUUCCUUUACAGAAGAUGCGCUUGGCUUGCGGUAUCCACUGUCUUCUCUCAUGUACACAGCUUGCAAGCAAUACUUUGAGAAGUAUCCAGGAGACCAUGAACUCCUUUGGGAAGUUGAAGGUGUUGGACACUGGUACCAGCGAAUACCAGUCACCAGAGCAUUACAAAGAGAAGCACUUAAAAUUCCAGCACUUUCUCAAAAUGAACCUAAAAGACCUAUGUCUGGAGAAUAUGGUCCUGCAUCUGUUCCAGAAUAUGAAGCAAGAACUGAAGACAAUCAGUCUAGUGAGAUGCAGCUAACUAUUGAUUCUCUAAAAGAUGCCUUUGCAAGCACUUCUGAAGGUCAUGAUAAAACAUCUGUUUCCACUCAUACUCGAAGUGGUAAUCUAAAGCGGCCAAAGAUUGGAAAGCGGUUUCAGGAUUCUGAAUUUAGCAGUUCUCAAGGUGAAGAUGAAAAGACCUCCCAGACUUCACUUACAGCUUCAAUAAACAAAUUGGAGUCUACUGCACGCCCAUCAGAGAGCUCAGAAGAAUUCCUGGAAGAAGAACCUGAACAGAGAGGGAUUGAAUUUGAGGAUGAAAGCAGUGAUAGAGAUGCACGGCCAGCACUGGAAACCCAGCCACAGCAAGAGAAGCAAGAUGGUGAAAAGGAAUCUGAAUUAGAGCCUAUGAAUGGUGAGAUAAUGGACGAUUCUCUUAAGACCUCACUUAUAACAGAAGAGGAAGACUCCACUAGUGAAGUUUUAGAUGAAGAAUUAAAAUUGCAGCCUUUUAAUUCCAGUGAAGACUCUACAAAUCUUGUUCCACUGGUGGUAGAAUCUUCAAAACCCCCUGAGGUAGAUGCACCAGAUAAGACCCCACGUAUACCUGACUCAGAAAUGUUGAUGGAUGAAGGCACAUCUGAUGAAAAGGGGCACAUGGAAGAGAAAUUGUCCCUACUUCCAAGAAAGAAAGCACAUCUUGGGAGUUCAGACAAUGUUGCUACUAUGUCAAAUGAAGAACGAUCUGAUGGUGGUUUUCCAAACUCUGUGAUAGCUGAAUUUUCCGAAGAACCGGUCUCUGAGAAUUUGUCUCCUAAUACUACUUCCUCAUUGGAAGACCAGGGUGAGGAGGGGGUAUCUGAGCCCCAGGAAACAUCUACUGCUCUUCCUCAGAGUUCUUUGAUAGAGGUUGAACUUGAAGACGUGCCAUUUUCACAGAAUGCAGGACAGAAGAAUCAGUCAGAGGAGCAGUCUGAAGCAUCUUCCGAGCAACUGGAUCAGUUUACACAAUCGGCAGAAAAAGCUGUGGAUAGCAGCUCGGAGGAAAUAGAAGUGGAAGUGCCUGUGGUAGACAGGCGGAAUUUAAGAAGAAAGGCCAAAGGGCAUAAAGGACCUGCUAAGAAGAAAGCUAAGCUGACCUGAAGGAAGAAGAAAAGUGGAUGAUAAAUCCUCUUCUUUGUAACAUAGUUGUUGUUUUUAAAAUAUGGUAAUUAAUAAACAGCAUGAGGCACAGGACAAAAAUUUCCAAAAUUUCAAUUUGAACUUAUUUACUAUGCAGUUUUUUGCUUCCCUUUAGAACGUAGAAUUCACCAUUGUUUUUAAUUUUUCAGGCUAUUUUUGGUAAAUGCAAUUUUUUAUUUUUAUUAACCAUGUUUCAAUUUUGGGAAACCAGAUCAUAUUAUAUUUUCUUUAUCAGGUGGUACAUCUGACCAUUAUUUCAAAAAUAUAAUUAAAAAGCUGUGAAAGUAGUAGGAUUUCCAUUACUUAUAAGGAUCACAGAAAUCUUUUAUACUAAGGGUUUUAAUAGUAAAACUUGGUGAGGGUUCUAGAAGUUUUAAAUUUCAAAACUAAUCACCAAUUUUUUAAAAUGUAGGCAUGCCUAAACAAAAAUAAGUGUCAAUAAAUUAGAAAAAAUAUAACUUCAAGUAAAUGAGAGCACAAAAACAGAAACUUACGGUCAAAGGUUCAUGAAGAUAUUUUGGUUUUGGCCUCUUAAUCCUAGAUAUAGAUGCAGUUUUUUCCUUUGACUUCACUAUCUAUGGAAAGGUACACAUAAAAUCUGUUUCUGAUUGAUUCUAUCAUCUGAUGUUAACAGUACUGUCAGGGAUUUAACUGUGGCAUGUGGGGACUAAUUAUUUAAAAUUUCAUUUGAAGUAUUAGUUUGCUGUAAUUUUUUUUGUCUGCAUAUGUGCAGACGCCUAGAAGUUUAGACUUCACUUUCACCUUUAAUCAGGUAAAAAUCACAACUAUACUUUGGAGACAUGGUUUAAUUUGGACUUCUGGUCCUGAUCAGAUAGAUAAAUUAAGCUGGAGAUUUUACUUUUAUCCCAACCCAGUUAACAUCUAUAUUUCAGAAGUAUGAGGCUCCUUCCUAAGGCAUCUCCUUAAAUCUUGCCACCUCCCUAAUUCUACAGUCUUAUUUAUAUUCCCCCACAGCUUUCAUCGACUUCUGUAACUCAUGGAGUGAUUCUCCAAUCAACAGAUCUUCCUGCCUGCCGGCUUAUGCCCUUGAUGUCCAUUUUUGGGUAGGUUUGGAGGUGCACCCCACAAUGUUAGACCUAUAUGGCAGGGGUAAAACUGCCCCCAGUGUUAGACCUAUAUGGCAGGGGUAAACUGCCUUUGGGGGAGCUGUGGUUACAAGGGCUUCAAUCAUAUUGGAGGCUUCAAUCAUCCUUUGAUUUGUACUGAGUACUGGUUGCAAGCUGGCCUGUUAAGUGUAUAUUGUGUUGCCAUAACAAAGGCCUAGGAAAAUUUGAAGAAAAAAAACACUGAACUGUUAUUUUUUGUAAUUUAUUUAAAAAUGGACAAAAUGGUUAUUAGAAUCCAAAGAUAAUCUAAAAACAGUUCUACUCUUUGGAAAUAUUAUGUGUACUGAAAUUUGCACUUAAGUUGGAGAAUGUUUUGAGACCAUUUAAAUUGUUUUAAAAAUAGGUUGAUCUUGAUCCUUAUGCAAAAGAAACAUUAAGACUUUGUGUCAUUAUUUGAGGUAGCUAAGGACUGAUGUUGAAAGUUUAUUCAGUCUAUAGUAAGCUGAUGUCAGGUCAGUAAAUUUUGUUUGGGGAUGUUGGUAUUUUCGAUCUAAUUAGUUAAGUUAAAAUCUUAAAGCAGACAAAAAUAGUAAACGCUCCUAUUUGUGUUAGAUUUUGAACAAUUGUAUUACCCUAUAUUUUCUUUAAUUAGUCAAAGGUAAGCCAGAUUAUUUCAUUCUAAAUGAAAAUUAAAGCACUUUGGCCAUUUAUUUUUUCAACAAAUGCUAAUACUAAGUAAAAAAAAAAGUAUGACUACUAUUAGUGAAUCUACCAAACAUUUAUGCUGUUUUGUACAUUUUAUGAGAAACUUCUGUCAAUAUCACAAAGGGAAAUAUUCUGUUAAGAUUCAGUAAAUUCUUAAUCUUUACAUGUUUCAUUUCUUAGAUUUGAAAACACUUGUAGAUAUUUUAUUUUUACUUGGGUUUGUUUAAAAUACUUUCUUUUCAAAUUAUUUUAAACAUGGAAACGCUUCAUGAAUUUGUGUCAUCCUUGCACAGGGGCCAUGCUAAUUUUCCCUGUAUUGUUCUAAUUUUAGUAUAUGUGCUGCCGAAGUGAGCACUAAAAGACUUUCUUUAGACAAGUGUAGUUUUUUAAAGAUUGAGCUCACUGGCUCAACUCUUGAUGUGUGAAUAUAGUUGAGUUUACAAAAAAUGUUUAUUAAUCAUAUAUGACCAUUGGGGGCUAACAGUAUAAACUUAUUCUUGUUAAACUUGUUUGGGUUAAACAGUAAGUGAAUUGUAAACAAUUUAGAAGUUUUUUGUUCAGCACACAAGAACACUUCUGUUACAGAUUAUCUCUGACAGAAAUUGUUAUUUUGGGGUUUAUAGAUUAUAGAGGGAAAAGUUAGAUCACUUGGAAAAACCUAACUCUCAUGUUCAGUAACUUGAGUAUAGAAUUUAUACCACAAUUUAUCUUCAAUAAGGAACCUACAUGAACUUAAUCAGUUAUCUGUAGUUUUUGCAAGGCAUUAGAAAAAAUUUCACAAUUACAGAGGACUGAAAAUGUGAUUUCAACUGGCUAGUCUAGUUGUUGAAUGUCCAGUCACAUUACACAUAGUCCUUUGUGAACUUAUUUGUGAAGGGAGUUCACUUUUUAUGUACAUACGUGUAUAUUUCCUUGUGUAAUAUAAAGCAGAUGGUUAUUAGCAGUAUUUUAGUUCUUUCAAGUUUAAAUUAUUCAAUUGCUAGACAUCACAGAAAUUAGUAUAUUUAAGAAUUUAUUAUAAAGCUCCUCUACAACUUUUAAAGGUGAGAGGGUCUAUUAUGAUUUUUUAUAAAAUCAAACAGCAUGAUUUAGAACGUCAGUCUUCUACUUAAAAUGUGUCUAUAUUCAUGGUAUUUCCAUUCAGUGUAGAUGGUAAGGAAAACAUCUAGUCAUUAAAGAUUUACUUAUAGCAGACUCCAGAACACUACCUACAAUGGGGUUUCAGUGACUAGAAAUCUUGAAGGUUUAUGAUUGCAUCAAAUUGAGCCUGUACUAAUAUCUAAAUAUCUGCUCUUAUGUUCUGCUAUAUCCCUUGGGAUUACCUUCUAAGGUUUGGUCACACCAGCAAACUGAAACAGAUCUUAAUGUACAUAAAAAAUUUAUACUAAUAUUACUCAUCUGUGUUACAGUAUUUUGAAAAAUGUUUCAGGUGUCAUCUAGUCUUUCAUGGGUGUGAUUAGUUACAAAUGUUAUGCUUAUGUUUUCAUACUUAAUAUCAAGCUUUCUUUGUACCUUACAAGAUAGUAUUUUUGGUUCUAAAAAAAACAAGCAAACUUCAUUUUUGUAGUAUCCAGAAAUUACCUGGAGUCAGUAUUUUUAUUCGCCUUCUAGAACUUGUGAUCCACACAUCACCCAUUUAUAUUAGUGGCAAAAUUAUCUGCUAAAAUCUAAUUGUAAGAAAGGCUUACCUUCUGUCAUCAAGUGAUUGUAUCAUCCUGGAUCGUCAUUUCCAAGGAACUAGCCUUUCUUUUCCUAAGCGUCUGUAUGUGUUCUAAAACUUCCAGUAUAUAUUUAUAGAACUUAGAAAAAAUGUUACAUUAUUCAGAGUAGCAAGUCUUACUGGAGUACCUAUGUUUGUUUUCUUGGUUUUUAUUUUUUUUUAAGUUUAAAAGUAGUAAUUAAACCUAUAUUUUGUGAUUGUU
Molecule: messenger RNA, 6366 nt
Organism: Pan troglodytes (chimpanzee)
Lineage: Eukaryota; Metazoa; Chordata; Mammalia; Primates; Hominidae
Gene: FAM169A
Product: family with sequence similarity 169 member A
Exons: 13
Coding region: 621-2633 (670 amino acids)
Source: RefSeq, a predicted model, not a curated record